AUGUCGUGGGCUGGCUUUAAGAAAAAUGUCAAUCGGGCGACGACGCAGGUUAUGAUGAAGACGGGACAUGUGGAGAAGACGAGUGAUCGAGAUUAUGAAAUUGAAGAGAGACGCUAUCGAACUAUGGAAUCUGCGGUAAAUCGGUUACAAAAGGAGGCGAAGGGCUAUUUGGAUUCGUUGAGAGCCAUGACGGCGUCGCAAAUGCGCAUUGCUGAAACGAUAGAUGCGUUUUACGGCGAUGCUGGCGCGAAGGAUGGUGUGAGCAGCAGCUACAAGCAAGCCGUUGAGGACCUUGACGCCGAAACGAUCAAAGCGCUUGAUGGACCAUACAGAACCACUGUCCUGGAACCCAUAUCCCGCUUCUGCGCAUACUUUCCAGAUAUCAACGAGUGCAUCAAGAAGCGCAACCACAAACUCCUCGACUACGACGCCAUGCGCGCCAAGGUCAAGAAGCUCGUCGAGAAGCCGGACAAGGACGUCACCAAGCUGCCUCGUGCUGAAAAGGAGGCUGAGAUGGCUAAGCAGGCGUACGAACAGCUCAACGACCAGCUGUUCAAUGAGCUGCCGCAGCUCAUCGACUUGCGUGUGCCGUACCUGGACCCGUCGUUCGAGGCGCUUGUCAAGAUCCAGCUAAGGUUCUGCGCGGAGGCGUACUCGCGUAUGGCGCAGGUGCAACAGUAUCUGGAUUCGGAUACGAGGGAGCAAUAUGCGCAGGGUCACUUGGAUGAUCGGGUUGAACAGGUGUUACAGGAGAUUAGGGAUUUGAGUAUUGCUGGGACGGUUUGAAGUUUGUUGCGCCUUUUUUUUUUUUUUUCCACCGCUUUCCCUGUUUUCUAUUUUCCUUAUAAUUAUUGAUUGAUAUUAUUGUUCCGUGGUGUUUCGAGGAUUUCUCCUUGCUUUUCUCUCUCUCUUUUGUUCCUGUGAUUUGUUUUUUCUUCUUUUCCCUUCCUCCUUUCCUCUCAUGCCAUUUUCCUUAACAAUGUCCAAAUCUGAUCUUUUCUUAUAUGAUAGAAUGAUAUGAAACGAAUGAUGGGAGAGCGAAUAGCUUACUGAUAGACCAGAAAACAAAAGGGAAAUCCGAUGUGAUACUUUAUCUUCUC
Histoplasma capsulatum G186AR is the source of this 1100-nucleotide messenger RNA. RefSeq names its product BAR domain-containing protein. Gene Ontology annotation, cellular component: medial cortex; actin cortical patch; mating projection tip. Gene Ontology annotation, molecular function: lipid binding; protein binding. NCBI's taxonomy places the organism in Eukaryota, Fungi, Ascomycota, Eurotiomycetes, Onygenales, Ajellomycetaceae. Gene Ontology annotation, biological process: plasma membrane tubulation; endocytosis; actin filament organization. The coding region runs from base 1 to 786 and encodes 261 amino acids. The transcript has 6 exons. The record is from RefSeq and is a predicted model, not a curated record.